Molecule: messenger RNA, 2025 nt
Organism: Metarhizium brunneum ARSEF 3297
Lineage: Eukaryota; Fungi; Ascomycota; Sordariomycetes; Hypocreales; Clavicipitaceae
Biological process (GO): chromatin remodeling
Cellular component (GO): Swr1 complex
Molecular function (GO): ATP-dependent H2AZ histone chaperone activity
Source: RefSeq, a predicted model, not a curated record
AUGAGUGCACCGCCGCCGCCUCCGCCGCAUGGUGAGGCGCCGAGGUCGUCGGGCCUGCCACCAGGCAAGUAUGAUAUCUUCGUUAUACCGGAGCAUUCUGCGGGCGCUGGUUUUCUGUAUCUGCCGUCAUUAAAACCCAGCGUCAACAGCUUCUUCGCAGGUUUUGCCUCAGCUCUCAUAAUGGUGGCUUUGUUCCAAAGCAUGGCGCCGGCUUUUCGUACAUGGUGGGAGACUUUCCAAGGCUUGGGCAACAUGGGUAUAACACUCCUGAUACUCGGUGUCGGAUUUGGUGCUUGGGCUCUGGGACGGACGCAAAAGGACACACCGGGCUCCAACUACCAUUAUCAAAGCUCGUACAGCAGCGGGGAAAGCGGACCGGGUACCGGACCAGGUGGUUUCGCAUCAUCUCCGGGCGCAUCUCCCAACGGAGGAGCUCAUGCUAGGGGACAUGGGGGAGCACCACCCCCUCCGCCGCCUCAUGGCAGUCCUCCUCCUCCACCCCCCAGAGGGGGAGGAGGUCCAUCACCGCAAUCGCGAGCGCAGUCACCGCCGCCUCCCCCAGAGCCAGAGAAGCCGAAAACGUCAUGGGAAAGACCACCGCCCCAGCCUGAUCCGCCCCAGCCCAGCACGCCCCAGCCUAGCACGCCCCAGCCUAGCACAUCCAAACCUGGCUCGCCUAAGCCGCAAACACCAAAAGGGACUUGGGAAAAGGCUCGUGAGGAAACGAGAAAGAAAGAAGAAGAACGGAAAGUAAAGGAAGCAGAACUAAAGCGCCGGGAGGAAGCUGCAAAACGACUUGCCGAACUUAGGGCAAAGGAAGCGAGGGAGAGACAAGAGCGGGAGAAGGAAAGGGAACGAAAGGAAAAAGAGAUCAAGGAUAAAAAGCUCAAGGAAGAGGCUGAACAGCGGCGCAAGGAACUUGUCGAAAAACUCAAGAGAGAAAGGGAAGAAAAAGAAAAACAAAAAGAAAAAGAGGAGCAAAAGAAGAAAGAGGCUACCGCCACGGAAGGAGGUACGCGGGUGGCUAGCACAUAUGCCUUCUCAGGAGCUGGAGAGAAGACGAAUAUGUGGCCGAAUGGCAGGCCAUCCGUUCCACCACAAGCCACCAACCCGCCCAGUCCCGAAAGGAAGCCUCCGGCCCCGACAGCGAGGACAUAUGUCAGUACUCCCGAGGAUGAUGCGUUUUCGUACCGGCCGUACGAUCAACCAAAUAGAAAGAGUCGGAGACCGUCCCUCUCCUCCUUUGCCGGCUCCGAUGCGUCGUGGGCGCAGUCUCACACGACGGCCCGGACCUCACCGCCGCCGUCAGUUCGUGGUCCAUAUUCAACCAAGGACCCUGACAAGAUUGUCAUUCAGGCUGUGUAUCUCUUCAUGAGCCAAUAUUCCAAGACACCAGCCAGUCAACUUAUCUCUGGCGUAGGAUCCGUCACGGAUGGCCUCAUCCUGCGGAUCACGACUGAAGGUCUCUUCAUCGACGACGACGUCCGCGGCGUUCCCCAACGUGAAUGGGACGUCAAGGCAUGGACACUCAAACUUGUCGAGGUAUGGUGCCCCCCGCACUGCUUGAAAUUGCCUGCUUCUGCUACUUCCAACACUUCGUCCGGACCCAAGAGCGCUCCCCAUUUGCUUUAUAAGAUGGCAACAGCCCGAAGAAACGCAGACCGCGACAGUCAAAAGGUGUUGAACGGCGAUGAAGCCGACGCCUAUCUUACUGAGAUGCUGCGUGCCUGCAAGGAUUGCUGCCGUCUUGGUUUGUGCGAGCGUACAUUUAAGAAUACUAACAUUCCGUCUUUGACCGGCCAGACUGGAGUAUGGAAGUCAAAGGGCUUGCACGUCCUCCGUGCCAGCGUACGUGAUCAAGAAGGCAAGAGAUAUGUGUUUGUCAUGAGCGAGGCGGAAAGCUGGAAGCUUGCGUUUGGGCUGCAACGUCUGCGCGGCGGUACGCAGGUUCGACAUCUGGGUGUAGCUGGAAUGACGCCGUCCGAAGCCAGAGGCACAUUGGAGAUGUUGGGAUGGUUGGACUGA